AUGGCGGUGGACUCGAGUACUGAACAGUCUCGUCCUACUCGACGCGAUCGCGUUUUCCGGCGAAGAAUAAGUGACGAAGUGGCUCGAACAAAGGCCUGCACCGUGCUCGUAUGUCUUCUUAGUGUAUUAAUAUUCUAUUUUAUUAGUACAUUACUGCCGGAGAACCUUGGCAGUAAACCCGAAUUUGACAAUGAAAAUACGACAGCAUAG
Molecule: messenger RNA, 210 nt
Organism: Haemonchus placei
Lineage: Eukaryota; Metazoa; Nematoda; Chromadorea; Rhabditida; Trichostrongylidae
Source: the annotation of a GenBank genome assembly